Debaryomyces hansenii CBS767 is the source of this 966-nucleotide messenger RNA. RefSeq names its product tRNA(adenine34) deaminase. NCBI's taxonomy places the organism in Eukaryota, Fungi, Ascomycota, Pichiomycetes, Serinales, Debaryomycetaceae. The transcript has a single exon. Gene Ontology annotation, biological process: tRNA wobble adenosine to inosine editing. The record is from RefSeq and is a predicted model, not a curated record. Gene Ontology annotation, molecular function: zinc ion binding; tRNA-specific adenosine-34 deaminase activity. Gene Ontology annotation, cellular component: nucleus; cytoplasm. The coding region runs from base 1 to 966 and encodes 321 amino acids.
AUGUCUGAUAUGAUACCGACCUUCAGAAAUAUGGCUAUUGCCUUAUUCAUUGGAUACCGAGCUAUGAUAAACAAUGAAACGCCAGUUGCAUGUAUUUUAGUUUCCAGAAGUACAAAUCAAAUUUUAAGUAUAGGGUAUAAUGAUACUAAUCGGUCGCUAAAUGGUACGAGACAUGCCGAAUUCAUAGCUAUAGACAAGGUGAUGAGUCAAAUUCCAGUACACGAUAGAUCUGAUAUUGCUAAGAUUCAGGGAUUUUUUGGUGAUGUAAUAUUGUAUGUGACAGUAGAACCAUGCAUAAUGUGUGCAUCGGCAUUGAAACAGAUUGGGAUAGGCUACGUGGUCUAUGGAUGUGGAAACGAUAGAUUUGGAGGAAACGGAACAAUUUUGAGUAUCCAUCAAGAUAAAAUCAAUAAGGCGUAUCAAAGCUAUGGAGGGGUCUUAAGAACAGAGGCCGUUCAGUUACUAAGAAACUUUUACAUUCAAGAGAAUGAUUCGGCACCGAACCCCAAGAUUAAGAAAAAUAAAGAGCUAGAAAAUAAAGAGUACCCUCCUAAUUUAGACUUUAAAGAGUAUUUGUCGCCAGAAGAGUUUACUGAAUUCUUCGGAGACGAAAGGUUUGCUGCAUCAUAUGAUAACAGAGGACGUGAAUUAACUCCCGUUCUCAACCAUGGAUAUACAUUAAGAGAUAUACUACAUAUAGAGGACCUACUUGCGGUAUCUGAGUUGAAGGAAAUGUAUCAAGAGAAGGACUUUGAGGACAAGCUAGAAAAUGAUUUGCAAAAUUUCUAUGGAUUGUUUUACGAUAUUGAUGAAGAAGGCAAAGUUGAUUUCAAUAAGAUAAUAACCAAAAUUGACCAAAUCGCCCAGAUUAAUCCAGCUGACCCAGCUGACCCGGUUAAUCAAGUGAUCCAAGUUGAUGGCUUCACUACAGACUUAGACUGUAAGAAGAGGAAACUAAAUAAAUGA